This is a messenger RNA of Helianthus annuus (common sunflower), 1044 nucleotides long. RefSeq lists its product as uncharacterized. The record is from RefSeq and is a predicted model, not a curated record. The transcript has a single exon. Bases 1 to 1044 code for a protein of 347 amino acids. NCBI's taxonomy places the organism in Eukaryota, Viridiplantae, Streptophyta, Magnoliopsida, Asterales, Asteraceae.
AUGGUAAAGAACAAUCCAUAUUCUGCAAUGCCUAAUUCCUUACAGAUUGGAGCAAUGAUACAGGCUUAUGCUCCAUGGGUCUAUUUUCAUCCUGAAGGGCAAUACUUUCCAUCAACGGUUUUGUGGUUUUUUCAAAAUGGUGUUGAGCUACACCAACCCGGCCGAAUUCCAAGGCCUGUGAUCAACGAUGGUGAUAACCUUCCAAACAAUGGUGGAGCAGAUGAUGCCUUUCUAGACCUCCCAUCAGAUCAACCUAACAAAGAAAGGGUAAAGAAAGGGUUUUUGUCCAAUGCGGUAGCUUACAUACAUGUGAAAUCAGCACUAGGGGGAACAUGCACUGAUCUAGCCAUAUGGUUGUAUUAUCGUUUCAAUGGGGGAGGGAAGUUCCAAUUGGGACCUUUCACUAUAGACUUAGGAAUGAUAGGGGAGCAUGUUAGCGAUUGGGAACAUAUAACAUUAAGGGUUGAUAACUUUCAUGGGAAUCUAAGGGGGGUCUAUCUAUCUCAACAUGCUAAGGGGCAAUGGUUAACACCUAGAAAAUUUGAACUCAUGGGUGGAACUAGACCAGUGGUGUAUGCAUCAUUGCAUGGUCAUGCCCAUUACUCUACUCCAACUUCUCAUACACAUUUGGCUAGAAACCUUGAUCCAAAGGACAUACAAAUGUUGUAUGAUGAGUUUUACAAGAUGAAUAGUUCGAGAAAAUCACCUAUUGUCAAUGGGGGAAACUUUAUAGGGUUUGGUGUUAGGGAUGAUACUGCCAAAAGCAACAACGUGAUGGAUAUUGCAUCAACCUAUAAUGUUAUCUAUGUUGAUUACAAGCCGUUUGGUAUUGAACCAUGGGUGAGUUAUACAGGGAGAUGGGGUCCUAAGAUUACUUAUGCAUUUACCAACGAGGUAAUGAAGAUAGCAAACAAAUUGCCAGAUAAGGUGAAACAACUUUUUAUUAAAGUUUUGCAAAAGAUCCCUGCUGAGUUACUUGGAGAAGAAGGUCCUCAAGGCCCCAAGAUGAAAGAAAGUUGGUCUGGAGAUGAGCGUGUAAAAUAA